GGGAACGUUCAGCUGAGGAAGCUCUUCCUAAUAUUUUGCCUUAUAAUCUUCAAGAUCAUGCUCCCCUUCACGAGAAUGUCAAUUUAUAUAAUCAUAAUAAUUCAUCAAUUGAAGUUAAACACCUUAUUGAAAAGAUGAAAAAUGUCAAUGAUCGUCUUUUUGAUUAUCAUGUUGUGAAUCUCUUCGAAGAAAAUCUUACGGACCCUGUAAAUAGAGUUUUUUCAGAUGAAGAUAAAAAUCUAAUGAGAAAAAUUUGGGAAGGAAUGGAGCCAUCAGUUGAAGAGAAGUCAGAAACAAUACAUAGAUCAAAGUGGAUAAAGAUUAUAAAACCCCUGGUUGAAAAAUAUGCAUCCGCAAUCGAAACUCAAUCAACCCCAAUUGAAAUUAUUUUUGAUUGUCCAUUUGAGGGAAAAUUUGUCUUUGAAUUAUGGGUCCAGGACAUCUAUCGGAGAUUUACAUUUCUGUUCACUUCUUCCUUUAACUUACUCCAUGAUGCAAAUACAUCUGAAUUUUUAUAUCGAGAGUCAUUUAUCAAUCCUAUUAUUCCUAGAAUUUUUGAUGACAUGAAAUACAGUAUUAGAUUUCCAACAGGUGAAAUAGAGAGCAUGCUACGGAAACAACAAAGAAACCAAACAAAAGGUGAAACUCCACAGGUAUUACUUGGAUCUAACCAUGAUGGAAUUCUUAAAAUAUGUAUAAAUGCAGUUGAGAUAGAAAUUGGAUAUUUAGAGGUUGUAGGAAAUGCAAUAAUUGUUGAUUUUAAAAAAAAACGUGAAGAUCAGGAAAAGUUGUUUAAAGAAUGUGAUUUAUUAAUUUACUCAACGCAUUGUUCUCAUGAAGGUUUACAUCUAGUCAAUCUUGUUACAAAGUUUACAAUUCCAAAAGAUAGAGAUCAAGCACAUAUUAUAAAAGAAAUAAUACAAAAAACUUUUUUUUUUAAGAGUCGUGUGAUGGAUUAUUUUCACAAAUUACAACAAAUUACUAAAAAUUCAUAUGAAUUCACUUGUACAAACGAAAAUCCUUUAGAAGCAUCGCCAUCAAAGAAA
Molecule: messenger RNA, 1046 nt
Organism: Entrophospora candida
Lineage: Eukaryota; Fungi; Glomeromycota; Glomeromycetes; Entrophosporales; Entrophosporaceae
Source: the annotation of a GenBank genome assembly